UUCACGGAAGAAUGGUUCCUUCUGGGAAAAAGCCGUGUUGGAAUCCAAAUACGUAGACCUGUUUGAUUAUCAUCUUUAUGGCGAGAAUGAUCUGAAUUCCUAUGCUGCUCUGCACAAAGAAGUACGCGCUCACGGGAAAACCCUAAUCAUUGGUGAACACGGAUUUUAUGCGAACACAGCCGCCUAUAAUGAAGUAUACAAAAAGUUUGAUUGUGCCGGCGCACUGAUUUGGUCCUUGAGGGGGCAUUCCGACAAGAGCGGCUUUGAUACCCAUGAAGAGGGGAACAACAUCUUUAGCUACCAUGCCCCCGGUUGGCAGAUUCAAACCUCAAAGGCCUUCGACACUCAAGAAAGCAGUGUGAUCUCCGCAACCUAUAAUGCCAGCUAUGCCAUCCUGGGACUUGAACCACCACCUAAACCGGUUCCAGGGACGCCACACCCUUUUUUCGUUACCAACGGCACACAUCCAGGUCUUUCAUGGAGAGGAGCUAGCUGGGCGGAUCGGUACGAGAUACUAGGGACACAUCUACAGGGCUUAUCCUUCAACGUUCUUUCGGAUCAAGUGCAGGAUAACGUGGGUUCCGGCGAAGUGUUUGUCCCACUGGAUCCCCACGAACCUACGAAGCUUCUGAAGGUCCAGCCGGGCAAGCCGAAACCGCACGAGUCUCAUGGAGGGUGGGUGGAUAGGAAGUGGUGUGUCCCGGGCUCGGCGUGCUGGAAAGCCAUUCACUUGUUCGACAAAGCCAAGAACGACUCCAUCGCCGAUUUCUCGACCUCCGGCAGAUCCAAAAAACUAUCCAAGUUCCACAUCAAUCCUCUCGCACAGUCAUCCGCCAAGCCGAGCUACCAACUCCUCCCUUCAAUGUUCCCCACUAGCUCUCCAACCCGCAAACGCGCCUUCGAAGGCGCCUGGUAUUCCGUCCGUGCAAUCAACUCCGAUGGCGUGCCGGGAAAACCCUCUAGAGCCGUUUUCCUCAAGUCCAACUGGUUCAACUGGCAUUCCAAUAAAUGAUACAAACAGUCACUCGGGAAAGACUUUCUCUCAAGCUUCCUUGUCAUUGGAAAUUUCAACUGCAUACACAAUGCGAAACUGCAAUUUUUCUCUAAUAACAAGGCUACAGGUUUUAGAAGCCUUCCUCGAUCAUUUUGCUUAAUCUCAUUCUGUCUAAACUUUCUGAAUAUCUACACCUAUAGUCU
Molecule: messenger RNA, 1197 nt
Organism: Puccinia graminis f. sp. tritici CRL 75-36-700-3
Lineage: Eukaryota; Fungi; Basidiomycota; Pucciniomycetes; Pucciniales; Pucciniaceae
Exons: 6
Source: RefSeq, a predicted model, not a curated record